Messenger RNA from Vollenhovia emeryi, 1738 nucleotides. Its product is annotated as coiled-coil domain-containing protein 65-like. Bases 164 to 1693 code for a protein of 509 amino acids. Gene Ontology annotation, biological process: axonemal dynein complex assembly; cilium-dependent cell motility; regulation of cilium movement. Gene Ontology annotation, cellular component: axoneme; axonemal dynein complex. NCBI's taxonomy places the organism in Eukaryota, Metazoa, Arthropoda, Insecta, Hymenoptera, Formicidae. The record is from RefSeq and is a predicted model, not a curated record. The transcript has 6 exons.
UGAUACAUAAAAAAAAUGUUUUUAUCAUAUAAUACAUAUUUUUACAAAUACAUUAAAGAUACCGGCUUCAAAUGCGGCAAAAGGAAAGAGCGUGAUUAUAAGUGAGGAAGUACAAUGGAGGAACAAAAAUCAAAAGCAAUAUGAAGCCGAGGAACACGCUCAGAUGUUGCGAAAAGAGCGUUUAAUGCGCGAGAUUGAGCUGGGUACUCUAAGUACAAUGCGUUACCGGACAUUAUGGCAAGAGAAGAUGAUGAGGAUCCAAAUGCCACGGAUCGCCGAAGACGUGGAGAUCGCGUGGCGCAAUUUUGACCGAGCUCUCGAUAUCAAGGACUACAGGUCGCCUUGUGUGUCGCAAAAUUUUUAUGGCUAUUCGACCUUUUCCAGAAUAAGUUUUUUGAUGGACGAGGUGGCCGAGGCCGAAGAACAAUAUCAAAAGAAUACAAGAUCGCAUAUUGAAAUGAUAGAUCGAUUAUUGAGGUCGUAUACACAGAGAAUGGAGUGCGAGGAAAACAAUUAUCGAAAGGCCUUAAACGAGGCGCUUGCGCAGACGGAUACUGGAAUUAACAAAAUCUACUAUCAGCAAAACGAGAUCGAAAUUUCGUUACAAGCAAUUACUCAUGGCAUUCAGCAACAGUUGGAAGAAUCAUUGAACAAUGUUAAAAGCAUUACAUUAAGUAUUAAUCUUGCACAAUUUUAUAUUAUUAAAGUUUCAAUUCUAUGUAAUAAAUUCGAAUUGCUCGCUUUUAACUGUAAAAUUGAUGCAUUUAUGGAGGAUAGUAAAGAUAUACGGAGAAUUUGUGCGGCACAACUUGAAAAUCAGUUGCAAGGCUCUUGGGAAAAUCUUCGACAAAUUCUGUCAAAUUACCAAAAUAGUAAGGAAAUAUCUAUUAUUUUUAAUAGUGUGCAUUUGAAUGUCUGUACAUUUAUAAUGAAUCUUUUAAAAAAUGCAAAUAUACAUGCAACUGCAUGUCUAUCAAAUGCAAAUUAUUUUUAUGUUGAGACUAUAUCCAAUAGGCAAGCUAAUAUUGAUCAAUAUGACAUCAUUCUAGAGACGAAGACUCGCAGAAAAUGUUACGAGGCACUCAAAGACAAGGACGAGAAAGACCAGCAAGUGAUAGCGCAACAAUUAUUACGUACAGCGAGUCUUUUCGAAAAAAUACGAAAGUUUCGAAGUAAAAUAACAACAUUUGAUGUACUGACCAAGACAGAAAUCUCCGAAAUUCUGACGGAACACGACUUCUUCCAGAAAGCUUUUUGGAUCGUGAAAAAUCGUCUCCUCUCAGAGCAGAUGCAAGACAAGAAUCAAUUAAAAAUAUUAUCAAUUGAAUAUAACAAGACGAUAAAAUAUUUAAGGUGUCUUGUAGCUAAAGGCAAACGACUGCUCACGCUGAUGCAAAUCUGUCGCAAGUACGAAACACAGAGCGAGAAAGUAAUCCCGUUCGCCGAUCAUAUGGCGCCGGAAAAUGUGCAGACUCCUCCGCCGCACCAAACAUUUUCCUCGCUAGAUUGGAGUGUGUCCUGCCAGGUUGCAGAAGAUUUUCAAGAUCUGACAAAUUUUUGGCGACGACUUGGCCUCGUGCAAACGACUACUAUGCAAUUGCGAUCGGAGAAGGAUAAAUUGAAGGCUGAGGCGAGUUACUUACACGAGUGUAUCAGUUGUUACAUGAUACAGAAGGGACGAGUGAAUGAGUGAACGAGUCGCGUGCGUGUGAGAAACUCUCUCGCGAACGAAAGAGAG